CCCCCUGCGGCUGCUGUGCACCCAGCUGCGGCGGACCCAGCGGCUAACCCGGAGCCUGAGGCGGGUGAGCCGAGUGUGGUGGAGUCUGCUGCUGAGGAAACUGCAGGGGCUGAACGGGCCAUGGAGGGGUCUUCCUCGUCUGCUCCUACUGUGCCAGAGCCAGCUGUGGUGGAACCGGGCAGUACGGAGGGGGGCACUGCUUUCUCUGAGGGGCAGGCCGCUGAGGGAUUUUAAAGCCUGGAAAACGACACUGAAAGCCCUCCUUCCGAUUUUUCUCAUACUCUUCGCAGCUUCCGUACUUGGAAUACCAGAUUCUUCAGAUGAUAGAGAGCCCUGGACUCCUUUCUCUGAAAGGAAGUGGAAGCAAGGAAAAACCAUUGUUUGUGAUCAGAAUUAUCCCCAUACAUCAUCCGAUACACCUUCUGUCCACCUUGUGAUCUUACAUCCUGAAGAUCCAGUCAUUAACACAUAUAAAAAUUAUCUUCAUCACAAGAAUGAAAAGAAUAAAAACAAUCAAAAAAAGGUUUUUGCCUAUUUGUUUGGCGUUGACUCUUUCUUGCCUAAUUCGGAACUGAUGCAAAAGAAGGUGAAGCUGAGUGUUUUCUCACAUGGUGUCAGAAACAUUGAGCGUUUCCCAAACAGUCCAGAACAGUUUGGUGUGAAGUUCAGUGUUCAUCUUCAGACACCACAAUGGCUUGCUACUGUCAUACAAACGUUUGUUGACCAAGUGAAAUUCAUACCUGAUGAGCAGAUGCGAUUAUUUGCUUGUAAUGCAGGAUCACAAGCUGCAGCCAACUAUAUAACAGAUCUUAUGACAGAAAUCAAUAUCAGGGGAAUCACUAUCAAUAAAGUUGUGGCAUACCGCAGUACAAUAACACUAGACAAAUCAUUGAUAGCAUAUAAAUCAACUGUGUCAGACGGCUAUGAACAAUUACUUUGGUCUUUAGAACGGAACGGAAUUCCUGUACCUGAAGGAUUUUUAAUGGCCCAUGGUAUAAUAACACUUCGAGCAGAUAUAAAUAGCAAAAAUGAAGUGAGGAUGUUGUAUACCAGAGACAACAACAAUGUGCAACGUCACCAUUUUAUAAAAAAACGAAAUGUUAAUCAGCAGCAAUUAGAGGCAAUAAUGAAUAUGGAAAAUCACUGGGAAAAUUUUAGGAAUGACCUGCUGGACGCAAUACUUGACAGAUGUAAAUAUAUAGUAUACACUAACGAAAAUAGACAAAGAAAAAGAAGAAGCCCAUCAGCAUGCAAGGUGAGAGAGAAUGAGAUUGAAGAGGACUAUGUGAUUAAAGAAGAUACUCUAACCAUCGAGGACGGCCAAGUUAAAGUUGAACUUUUCAACAGAUACAAUCCAGAAGACACUCAUUUAGUGUCUUAUCCCCUUGAGGAAUCCUUUUACAUGAAACAGGUCAAAGAGACUGCAAAGCACACCACUUCAAUGCUGAAAACAGGUGGACUCCGAUUCCUGGAGCGCGUAAAUGAUGCCAUGGUUAAAUAUGGUAUUGUGGUUGGAUUCAUCGGGGCUGGGAAGUUUUUUGCGGAGAAUGACACUAUUCGAGGGGCUGUCACUUUAACCCAGUCGCUGCAUGGACUUGGAGAGAUGACCAAUCUGAAUCAACAGAUCUCCAGGAUUUCCCGGAAUGCAUUCCAGAAAAGCCUGCAUGCAGCAGCGAGUGAACUGGGUAUGGAAGAGACGCUCACAAAGAUCAGCAGCUCAGUGGAGAGAUUUGGAGAGAGUUCUGCAGGAAAGUUUCUGAAGGGUAUUCCCAUCGCUGGCAUGGCUUUUCAAGCCUAUUUUAUUGCUGAGGAUUCCAUAGCCAUUCAGAAACACAACAGAUCUGAUCCAGAGCAGAAUAAGUACUUUGGCCUAGAGGUUACAAACCUAGUUCUGGAUGUGUCAACAACUGUGCUCUCGAUUGCAGAGCUUGCUUUUCCUCCAGCAGCACUUGUGCUGGAGCCCAUAAUCAUUGGACUGUCCAUAGUCAGAAUGUCCAUCAGUGACUUCUACUGUGAUGUUGUGAGCGAGUUGGACAAGCUGCCCCAGGGGGCUGGAGAUUUUGAUAAGAUGAUUGCUGUCAUAACUGGACUAGAGGAAGGUGCUGUAGACUUUGUUACAGGGGGGCUGCUUAGAGAAAGUAACGAGCUUGAUAAAGAAGUAAGACAAAACCAAGAACUACUGCACAACCUUUCAAAACCUGAAUCUUAUUACAAAAUAACUGCUAAUGAUGGAAACAUAAGCACUCUGGAUCUAAUGGAAGGGAUUCUCUCCCAGUAUGGAGGACUUGUGACUGUCCAGCUCCUAAACAAUGGAAGUGUGACAAUUCAGGUAGGAGGGGUUGAUGAUGGGAAGGGUGGAGUCAAAACCAUAGAGAAAACAUUCCACAACCCCAGUAUUCAGAACAUUGUAUUGGGAGUCGGGGAAUCAACUAAAUUCCUCUACACUCAAAAGGCAGCCCAUCUGUGGUGGGUCAUCCCUGUAAAACAUGCCAAAGUAAUCAGCGGAGAAAUGAAACUCCGUUCUUCCUUGUUUGGCACCUACUAUGGCAAUGACAAGGACAAUAAGUUUUUUGCCAUCCAGCAACCUGCCAAACAGCCUGACAUGGAGUUUGUGAUUAAGAAUUAUCACUACACCAUUUAUGGCCAUGGAGGAGAUGACAGUUUCUUCCUUGGGCCACAGAUGUCUGAACUCUCUGGGGGAGAAGGAAGGGACUUUUAUGUUUUUCCUACAAGUGGAACCCAUGCAGAGAUUGACAAUUUUUCACAAGACAUGUUGGAGGACCAUCUGUUGAUAAAAGCCCCUUUCAGUCACAUUGAUUGUUGUCGGAGCCAUGAAGACCUGCUUCUUGUUUAUGGAUCAGAAAGGUACAGGAUUACCAUCAAGAACUGGUUUGUUCAUAGCAAUGCGGAUCAUUACCAACACAUGACUUUUCAGUCAGCAGACGGCGUCACAUUUAAGGUUAUGGACAGAGGCCUUGCAAAAGGCAAAUUCCAUGCUAUGUGUGUGCCAGAAAUACUGGACAAGACAAACUCGGACAUCCCAGUCUCUCCCAGCUUAGUGGGUGAAUUUGAAAGUGUGAUCACUGUAAUAGGCAGUAAUUUUUCUGACACCAUUGUGGGAAAUGAGAAAGAUAAUGUUUUUAACGGGGGUCAUGGAGCAGAUACACUUGAAGGAGGAGAGGGAGCUGAUACAUAUGAAAUCUUCCAGGGACAAGGAUGCGACACAAUCAACAACUAUGCCAAAGAUGAGAAAAUAGACAUGAUAGUGUUUCAGGUGCCUUUCAGUAGGAUUCAGGCAGACCUGCAGGGUGAAGACCUCCUGGUGGUUGAUAAGGAGGACCUCCGUUCAACAUGUGUGCUGUUAACAAACUGGGCGACUAGCAGACUUUUUCAGCAUGUGACCUUUCUCUCCUCUGAUCAUGUGAUCUUCCAUAUCUCCACCAAUGAAAGUGAGCUGACAAUGACAGCACUUAUGGUUGAUCUAAGCAAAGAAACCCAUGGCAGCACCGUCAAUCUAUCAGACCCUUAUCAACACAUGUUUUAUGUCAUGACUGUCUUUGACUCCGCCUAUGAUGAUGUCUUAAUUGGCAAUGCUCUUGGGAACUUUCUUAGCUGCAGCGGAGGUACAAACCACUUGCAGGGAGCAGGUGGCAGCGAUAAGUAUGUCAUUAAAUCUGGAUGUAAAAGAGCAUAUAUAUUUAACUUUGCUGAAGAUCAAAUCAGUGACAUCUUGUUUUUUGAGCAUCCUUUUUCGAAACUCACUGUAGUGUAUCAGGGGCCUCACAUUAUCCUGAAAGUUAAGGACUCAGAUAUUGAGGUGCACCUGCAGAACUGGCUCAACGGUAAAGAGUUCCAGCACCUGUUACUGCAAACCAUUGAUGGUGUCAUUUCCAUGUUACCUUCAAAUAUUACUGAGCCCAAGGUAAUUACUCCUUUUGAGAUAAACCUCAGUCAGGAAAACUGUAUCAACAGUACAGAAACAUUUGAUUUGAGCAAAGAUCCUUUUAGGAAAGUGGAACGUUUCAAAGCUAAAUCCAGCAUUUGUUCAUACCAUGUGAUUGGAAACUCUCAGAAUAACUACAUUGACCCAGGCAUUGACAAUGGCAUGAAUUAUCAGUAUUUAAUGGGGGGUAAUGGGUCAGACACAUAUGUCUUAGGACACGGAUAUGGCUAUGAGAAUGAAAUUGAUAAUGAAGCCAGAGACAUGAAAACUGAUCAUCUCUUUCUUGAGGUACUCUACAAAGAUAUCACAGUCUUUUUGGAGCCACCCCACAUCACAUUGUCCUCCACAUCCAGAAAUGAUUCUGUCCGUGUUCGAUUACUCAGGUAUCUGCAGGGCCCAGAACACCAACAUCUUGUGAUAAAAUCCUUAGAUGGAUUCUCUUUUCAGGUAGACCCACUGUCCUAUCCAUACAAGUUGGUCCUUUCCAUUGACACUUCAACUUCCACUAAGAGCUGUAACAUCAGUUGUGCUGAGGGCAAUGAGUUCAUCAAACUUUCUCAUAUCUAUGGAGCCACUCACUUCAGCAACUACAUAACAGGGAGUAAGAGCAGCUCUGUCAUUAAAGGGGGCAACAAGAAUGACCAUCUUGAGGGUAAUGAAGGCAAUGAGAAAAUCGAAGGAGAUGCAGGAGAUGACAUCAUAACUGGACACAGUGGAGAUGAUGUCCUGUUGGGUGGAGACGGGGAUGAUGACAUCAGUGGGGGAGUAGGAAAUGAUUUGAUUUAUGGUGGUUGGGGAGCAGACAAAGUAGAUGGGGGCCCAGGGGUCGAUGCUGUAUUCUUCAGCGGAGAUGUGAGGACAUCCACAGGGGUCAGAGUAGAUCUGAACUCUGGUAGAGGUGACUGGGCAGACGCCGAGAAUGACACCUACACAGGUGUGGAGGCAGUGAGUGGAACAAAUUUUAAUGAUCUGAUCAUUGGAGAUGAUGAGGACAAUGAGCUAGAUGGGAAGUUUGGAAAUGACACCCUCAUACCAGGACAUGGCUCAGAUCAACUGACAGGUGGACCCGGGAAUGACCUCUACAUCCUGGAUGACUGCAGUGGUGUAAAGCACAUUAAUAACUUUGCUUCUGACAAGGCUCAAGACUACAUUCUCUUUCGAGACUUUAGGUACAAUGAGACCUGCUUCUUCUUGCUGGAGGGAAACUUGGUCAUGUCCUUCUCUCACCACAAUCCUCUCCUGAGUCUUAUUCAACAAAACGACCUGACAGUUAUCCUUGAUAACUGGAACAACAAUGACUCUUUCUAUCAGCAUGUGGACUUUGUCUUUGCUAACGACACCCUGGUCGAUGGUUCCUUCUUCAGCUCAGCAGCAGAGAUUGGCCCGACUCUAUCUGAAUUAAACUCCACCAGCCCCACCCUCUAUGUGAGAGUAGCUAGUGAAACAGCAGUGGAGAUUGAGGUUAAAACAUCGACUGGGUUAUACACCAUGCAAUUCAGAGGCGACACUGGACUCAAGUACCAUUUAAAAGUGUCUGAUGAUCUGUUCUUUAGUGACAGUCUCCACUGGGAACAUCAGACCCCUAUCAGAUAUUCUGGUCUUCUCUCAGGAGUUCUUUACACCUUCGAGAUGUAUGUGACCCUGUGUGAGUUUCCUCUGAUUGUGCUUACAGAAACAACAGAAAGAACAAAACCAAACCCCCCAACAUUUGUACAUGUGGUCCAUAUGUCCCAUAGUAAUGCAUAUAUUAACUGGAUUGCACCAUCUCCAGACUCCGACCCAAACAGCAGCAAGUACACUUACGUGGUAGAAGUGAAGGAUUCAAGAGAUAGUACCGUAACACAGAUUACAGCUAAUCUCACCCGUGCAGAGAUAACAGGUUUGAAACCUGGAACAGUAUACAGGGUGUCUUUGUCGUCAACUAUAGAAGGAGUGAACAGUCAGGAGGAAACUAUUGAGAUGAAGACCCCUAACUUGUGUCCCACAUUUACUGCACCUGAGGGAACAAGAGUUAUUGAUGAGAAGAUGACAAGCUAUGGUCCAGUUGUUGUGAUCGAAUGCGAAGAGGGUUUCCAGCGGACUUCUGGCCCUGAGAUCCUCUGCUUAAAAGAACCACACUCCAGACCAUGCAUUCCUAAGUCAUGUACUCAUGAGGACAGCAUUAUCUCUCAUGGCUCCUUUGUUGUAGAACAAUGUUUAAUGAAUAUAAUAAAAAUUGAGUGUCUGUUUGGACAGUUCAGUCCUCCCAUUCCAAUUUGCUGUUCAAAACCCAGUGAUGAUAACAUGAUAGAGGAUGAUGAAUAUCAUACUUAUCCUGUUUACAGCAUUAUUGUUGACUUCCACUGUCGAUAUGGAUACUGGCUUUCAGGACCCUCUCAGCUUGACUGUGACCUGAGAACAGGACAGUGGUCUCAGCCUCUGAUGCCGUCCUGCUCCCCCAUCCCUUGCCCUAACCCCCCACAGGAUCCCCAUGGCAGAUUGUUGGGACAGUCAGGUAAUUUUAAGACAGGGGAUACAUUGGAACUGGAAUGUGAUGAUGAUUACCAUCCCUCUGGUGAAAACUUGAUCACUUGCAGCAAUGGUGAGUGGGAACGCUUUACCUGUGAACCAAAUGCCCGACUCAUCGACACCUACAGUCAAAAUUUUAAACUCUAUGGAAAACUCCAGAAAUGGAAUUCAGGCAGGUGGACUAGUUGGGUCACUUCAGCACAUGCUGAAAAUCUUGCUAAGCUUUGCUGUGAGAACAGAGGUUUAGAGUUUGUAAGAAUUAAAAAUCGUGCAUACUUUAAACUGGUGGAGUGCUCUAUGAUAAAACUGGAUACUUCUGGAAGAGAAUAUGUGGGGAGAGCUGAAAUAAACCAAGGGAGAGGCUGGGAGAAGAUAUGCAUUAAAGACAUCCCUGCAGCAAAGUCUUUCUGUAGAAUGUUAUUUCCCAACCAGGACUGGACCGCUUCUCUGCCAUUCAGCACUCGGUUUCACGCUGUGCACUCCUACCGAUGUGGUGAUGGUUGUAGAUUACAGAUGGAACCAGAGACAUGCAGCAGACAGAUCCAGUGCAGAGCCAUGUGCGAUCCCUUUCCAAUUCCUAAUGGGGGCAGAUGUGGCUUUGCUUUGGAAGGACAGCAGUGUUCAGUGUCCUGUAAUCGACUAUACAACCUCCAAGGAUCUUCCGAGAUACAGUGCAGGAGUUACGGCUGGUCAGAACAGCCCUACUGUAUAGAGAGUGGGGAGUGUGGCUAUCACUUUGAAACAGGACCUCAUUCAGUUGGCUGCUUAACCAAGAUAUGGACUGAGGUGGGCUGCAAUGUUGAAGCUCAUCUGUCUCCAACUAAAAGACCAGAUUUCUGGACUGACUUUGAUAGAUGGACAGUAGGUGGGGUGAGGGAGUGGAUGGCAAGACUUCCUGAUCACAGUGGGUUUACUUAUAACCCUGACUGUCAAGUGGAUGAUGAGUGUUUUCCUGGACGGGCUACGGUGUUCACGAGCGAAGGGAACAGGAAGUCCAUGUCAGAGCUGAGGGUUGGGGACAGGGUUCUUGCACUGGACGCUCAUGGAGAGCUCAUAUUCAGCGAGGUAAUCCUAUGGCUGGACCGUCGGCCAUCUGCAGUGGAGCGCUAUGUCCUCCUUACCACAGAAGACUACUCAGAGCAGCUCUCACUAUCAGCUGACCACGUAACCUUCAUCGCCCCGUCCAACAGAACUGCUGCCACAUUCUCUACCAUGAUCCCAGUGUUCGCCAAAGACCUGCAGCCAGGUCACCUGAUCCACCGCUAUGACCCAGCGACUGGUUCAUUGGUGUCCAGGCGCGUAACCAAUGUCCAGGAAACCAAGGACCUGGGUGCCUUUGCCCCCCUGACUGUGGAGGGGAACCUAAUUGUGGAUGGUCACCUGGUGUCCUGCUAUGCCCUGCAAUGCCGCCAAUACCUCGCCCAUCUCCCUUUCGCCCCCUACAGGUUUCUGCACACUCUGCGCUCUUAUAUACCCCUCUUUGAAAAUGUAUUCCCAGUACAGCAAGAGCAGGAGGAUGAGGGCAUGCACUGGUAUGCCAGAGCCUGGUACCAGGUGGGACAGUGGUUCAACUACCCGUUUGGAAAAACCUGCUAUCCCAGAGAGCUGCAUCUCUACCACUACCCCUGAUCACCUGCCGAGACGAAUGAGCCAAACCUCACUGAGCAUAAAUAAAUGAAACUUUAACGGAGUGAUUCUGUUGUGUGUGUGAACCUGGUUACCCAAGAAAUGGAAAUAUAUCAGCAAUUAUUCACAAAUACCUUAUAAUAGUGCUUAGAUGUACUUAAGAUCCUAGUUUAGUGUUUUUGCUUAUAUCCAACUAUCUUCAUAUUUUCCUGUGCUUUGGUUAUUACUUUGCAGACUCGGCACACAGUCCUAAGGGCUGUUUCAGGUCUUAGGGUUAGGGUUAUUCUGAAUCUUCUCAGAAUUGUUCAUUUUAUAUGGCAAAAUCAGUUAAUUGACCAACAGAUUGUUGAGUAAAUAACUCGGUCACUGCUUGAGAUGUGAUGUAUUAGAUUAGCCCACUUCAUUUGCUUUGGAGCAAUUUCACUUAUUUUAUUACUCAUACUUUGUUGUGUAUCCCCAGUGAACAUUAUUAUACAGUGCAAAUGAUUUUGUUGAAUUGUUUUGUUGUUUAUUUACACUUGUUAACAUCCCAUAUUGAAAAGAAGCUUCAUGUCAAAUCUGCUAUUAAUAAAUGCAACAAUAAGUGCACCAUAGUGUACAGAUAUUAUCGUA
Molecule: messenger RNA, 8689 nt
Organism: Pygocentrus nattereri (red-bellied piranha)
Lineage: Eukaryota; Metazoa; Chordata; Actinopteri; Characiformes; Serrasalmidae
Exons: 4
Coding region: 575-8080 (2501 amino acids)
Biological process (GO): cell fate specification; smoothened signaling pathway; cell-cell signaling
Molecular function (GO): calcium ion binding; patched binding
Source: RefSeq, a predicted model, not a curated record